UGUCCAAACAAGUAUUCCCAUGUUAACUUUUAGGCUCAUGGCCCUCUCUAGCCUACAGAAAACAGAGCAACACUUCACAAUGACGUGCGUUUAGUUGGUUGUCAUUUUUGUUCGUGGAUUUUGUUUUUUAAUGCUGCCAUCUCGCGGAACAGAUAGGGCUGUGCUGUCACGAAACAUUCAUUAUGAACUCCACGUUGAAUGUAUUCUUCGUAUAAAUGUACUGUAUAUUAUGUGUAACAUUCGGUACGUAUACAGUGUGUAGCAUGUAGGUUUAUGUUUGGGACCUGGUGGGAUGACGAGCAUGAAACUGGGGUUCGCUAUUUGCCACUUCAUGCCUAUGUCAUGACGGCUUCCUGCGGGCACAGAGGCGGGCGGAGGCGGCGCCUCAAUGGGAUGAUCUCAGGGGAAGUCUGCCUGGUCGGAGUUGAGCUGUUCGGCAUGUCGAGCACCGGACUUUCUCGGUGCUGAAUUUCAGUUCGUUAAUCUGGGAAGAGCGAAUGUGGAUUGUGAGGGGAAAUGAGUAACAGUGUUGGCUCCAGGAUGGAUGGCUCAGCCGGACCGGUUGCCAUGGCAAACGGACCUGUCUCAACGCCCGCCGACCCAACCAGCUCCACACUGGGCCCGCCUUCGGUCCUGGAGGAGCCAGCCAGCGAGCCUCUGUCUUCCCUGACGGAUGUCACCCAGAUGUGGGUCAGAUUUGCCAAGACGUUCGCCAUCAUCCUGCCAAUCUACAUCCUGGGCUACUUUGAGUUCAGCUUCAGUUGGGUGCUGAUCGGACUGGCUGCCUUGUUCUACUGGAGGAGAACCCAUGGCAGCAAGGACUACCGGAUCAACCGGGCCUUGGCCUUCCUGGAACACAAGGACAUAGUUGUCAAGAAGAGUCUGCCUACCACUGACCUGCCACCAUGGGUCCAUUUUCCAGAUGUAGAGCGAGUGGAGUGGCUGAAUAAGACAGUGAAGCAGAUGUGGCCGUUCAUCUGUCAGUUCGUGGACAAGUUGUUCCGAGACACCAUCGAACCGGCCGUGAAGGGUGCCAACCCUCACCUCAGCUCCUUCUGCUUCACCAAGAUUGACAUGGGUGACAAGCCUCUGAGAGUGAACGGUGUGAAGGUUUACACAGAGAAUGUGGACAAGAGGCAGGUCAUCAUGGACCUGCAGAUCAGUUUUGUGGGGAACACGGAGAUUGAUGUCGACAUCAAGAAGUAUUACUGCAGAGCUGGAAUCAAGAGCAUCCAGCUUCAUGGAGUGAUGAGAGUGGUGAUGGAGCCUCUCUUGGGCGACAUGCCUCUCAUUGGAGCUCUGUCCGUUUUCUUCCUCAAGAAGCCGCUGCUGGACAUCAACUGGACUGGCCUGACCAACAUGCUGGACAUCCCUGGGGUCAAUGGUCUUUGUGACAACAUGAUCCAAGACAUCAUUUACAGCUUUGUGGUCCUUCCCAACCGCAUCACCAUCCCUCUGGUGGGGGAGGCCCAGCUGGACCACCUCCUCUUCCCCGUGCCCAAAGGAAUCCUGCGGAUCCACUUCAUCGAGGCCCAGGACCUCGUGGGUAAGGACAAAUUUCUGGGCGGUCUGAUCAAGGGCAAGUCCGAUCCAUAUGGAGUCAUCCGGGUCGGGAACCAGCUCUUCCAGAGCAAAGUCAUACACGAGACGCUCCACCCCAAAUGGAAUGCCGUAUACGAGGCCGAAGUAAUGGAUCCCACCGGACACAACCUGGAGGUCCAGCUCUACGAUGAAGAUACUGACAAAGACGACCCUCUGGGAAGUGUGACCAUCGACAUUGCCGAGCUCGCCAAAGACCAGGCGGUUGACGAGUGGUUCGGGCUGGAUGGCGUGGCCUCUGGGAAGCUGCACCUCAAGCUGGAGUGGUUGUCUCUCCUGUCCACACCCGACAAGCUGGACCAGGCGCUGGCCAGCAUUCGGGCGGACCGUGGCAAAGCCAACGAUGGGCUGUCAUCUGCACUCCUCGUUGUCUUCUUGGACUCGGCUCGAAACCUGCCGCAAAAUCCCUUAGAGUUCAACCAGGGUGGGCCGAAGAAGGCCUCGCUCAGUAAUGUCAUCAAGUCUGCGAAGAAAGUGACCAGCGAUCCCAGUCCCUUUGUCCAGCUGAGAGUCGGUCACAAGUCCCACGAGAGCAAGACUCGCUACAAGACUGAUGAACCUGUGUGGGAAGAAGCCUUCUCAUUCCUCAUCCACAACCCCAGAAGUCAAGACUUGGAGAUAGAGGUGAAGGAUGCCAAACACGAGUGUUCACUGGGCACGCUCAUUGUGCCUCUGAGCCGCCUGCUGGAGGCCGAGGACAUGACCCUGAACCAGCAGUUUCCUCUCAAGACCAGCGGACCCAGCUGCACCCUCAAGAUGAAGAUGGCCCUGCGGGUGUUGUGCCUGGUCGACAAAGAAGCAUCCUCGACCCCUGAUCCCAACCCGUCCUCGGUGCAGCUUCGCAAGUCCAGCUCCACCAGCCCGACCACACGGCCGUCCACCUCGUCUGACCUCCCCACGCAGGAAUCCUCGGCUUCGCACUUCCCGCGCUCAGCGUCUGUGUCAGCGCAGUCCACGCUGAACCGCCGGUGGGAUGCCGAGCAGCAGCACGGCGAUGUGGCGGAGGGCAGGAUCGGAGGUCCAAGUAUGGCGGAAAGUGGAAGGAGCAUGUCUAACUUGACCAACAUGGGCUCACAGCAGAUCCUAGUCGGAGGCAAGGAGGCCACACCCAGCAUCGCCUCAGACAUCUCCAACCCGUAUGCCACUCAGGAGCUGCAGCAGAGACUUCAGCAACUGCAGAAUGGUUCUGGACCCAACUCCUUCCCUCUGGGAGAGAUCCAGCUGACGGUGAGACACAGCUCUCAGAGGAACAAGCUGGUGGUGGUGGUUCACGCCUGCAGGAACCUCAUCUCUUUCACUGACCACGGAUCAGAUCCUUACGUCCGCCUCUACUUACUUCCUGACAAGAGGAGGUCAGGCAGGAGGAAAACUCACACCUUCAAGAAAACGCUCAACCCCGUUUACGAUCAGACCUUUGAGUUCAGUGUAUCCCUGGUGGAGCUCCACAGGAGAACGCUGGACGCGGCUGUGAAGAACAGCGGGGGUCUCCUCUCCAAACACAAGGGCCUUCUGGGAAAGGUGCUGGUGGAUUUGACCCACGAGGACAUCGCUAAAGGGUGGACACAGUGGUAUGAGCUGAGUGAAGAGGGCCUGAGGAAGCCUCAUCAGAUCUAGGCUCAUCAUCAUACUCAUCAUUCUACAUGUUUGUGCUGGUUUCCUUUAGAAAAAAACUAGUAGCUUUAAGGUUCUUGUACUCUCAUCAGUCGCAAGGUAGACCUCCCCUUUAAGCCUAAAGGGAGAGUAUGCACUCUAUUUAUAACAUAAAGGACAAAUCUUUUGUAAAUAUGUUCCACCAUGCUGGAAGAUGUUGGCGGUGUAUUCUCCAAUGUUUAUAUAUAUAUUUUUUUCUUGUAAAAGGUCUUCUCUGUGAUAUAAGAAGCCAGGAACACCACUGUCAAAGAGAGUUUAAUAAUUUUUUUUUUGUAUUAAAAAAACAACCUAAACUCUACACUGGCUUCAUUUUACACAUUUUGUUUUGUCAGUAAUAGCGAUACGUUUGUUUGCUGUGUAUUUUUAGUUUAGAAGUCUGAAAUGAAGCCGGUGUUAAGUGUUAGCAAUUUGCACAUCCUUCAACAUACCAAAGGAUCAUCUUAGUUCCAAUGAACCCAUAAGAACCCAACACUUCAAAUGUGCUAAAAUGUGUCCUGUACAGCUUGACUUGAACUCAAGUCCCAAAGUCACUAUAAGGAACAUUUUGGAGUAUGCCAUGUGACUGUCAUGUGACUGUCCCAAUAUGGCUUUCCCAAAAUGGUAGUGUCAGGUAAGCUAGCACAUUUCUAAAAGCUUCUUUUUUGCCAUUAAUGCUUGUUGUGAAGCCCUUUAACUAUUUCAAUUUAAUGGGGUGUCAGAUAUUACAAUUCAACUGUUCGUACUACGUUUUAAUUUUAAUUAAUUCAUGUAAAACAGGCUAGGAAAAUGUCACUAUGAGGCUUGUAGCCUUAAACUUGCUGUGGAAAGCCAGAUGUGACGUAUUUGACACCAUUACAACAAUGCUAAUAAUGUACUUUGUUCAAUUCAAAGUACAUUGGUGAUACACAAAAAAGUGUCAUUACCAUGUACUAUGUAUAUAACAUCAUUCACAUGAAUCAGCAGGAGUUUACAAAACAUCACAAAUGUCUUCAGUAUGUGUUCCACUUGCUUUGUGCACCAUAAUUUUCCUAUAAGCACCAAGGGGUUUGGGUUCUUAUGUGUUAAAAUAUUAGUAUGGCGUUUUAAAGGGUGGUUUUAUUUUGCAAUUACAGAAAAAUGUAUAUUACAGUACUUCAUGUUAUUGUAUAAGUCAUGCAGUUUUAAAAGGAAACCUGUAUACCACAGGGCCGCCUAGUGGACACUUUUGCAAGCACACUUUGCUUCUGAGUACUUCAGCAUGCACAUGAAUGCAACCAAUAUCAUGUUAAGACUUGUUUUAUAUUGUUUUUUGUUCAUGUAGACAUUUCUUUGAAGAGUCUUAAAGUUGAUUUUUUAAAUGUUGUCAUACCAAAGUCAGCCAGCAGCAAGUCUAUUUGGCCCGUGUAAUGGAGACACGUGACAAAGACAGUAUUUAGUAAGGUGAAGAUAGACUGCUGCUUUGUUUUCUACUUUGUGCCUUAAAGACAUUUAGGCGCUUCCAUAGCUUUACUCUGGUAGAAGAAGAAAUAAAGAACCUUUUA
Molecule: messenger RNA, 4748 nt
Organism: Dunckerocampus dactyliophorus (ringed pipefish)
Lineage: Eukaryota; Metazoa; Chordata; Actinopteri; Syngnathiformes; Syngnathidae
Product: extended synaptotagmin-2-like
Exons: 25
Coding region: 517-3213 (898 amino acids)
Biological process (GO): lipid transport
Molecular function (GO): lipid binding
Source: RefSeq, a predicted model, not a curated record